Messenger RNA from Mauremys reevesii (Reeves's turtle), 1032 nucleotides. RefSeq lists its product as uncharacterized. The transcript has 2 exons. NCBI's taxonomy places the organism in Eukaryota, Metazoa, Chordata, Testudines, Geoemydidae. Bases 226 to 798 code for a protein of 190 amino acids. The record is from RefSeq and is a predicted model, not a curated record.
ACGUGGACUCCGUUACCACCCCCAUGAGAACUUCAGACUUUGUUUUAACCCCUAGCACCUUUGGACUUGUGUGGAGAAAGCGCUACCUCAGUGACAGUUCCAAGGAGGACCCUUUGACUCAACCGUUGAUGGAGACGUUGGAAUCCGACCCCAAAACCCUUGUUAGGCACCCCGAUGAGUGUGACGGCCUCUCAUUGUUCACCUCCUUAGAGGUGGAAAGCGAUCAUGGCGUACCAAGGUGAGCGGAAAAGAUGUCGCUCAGUAGGAUGCUUUCCCAUACCAGACCGUGAUAACUUUGGCAGGCAUCAUUGCAGUACCCAGGCUAGCAACACGCGGGCAGCUUCAGAACGCCAGCAGCAGCUGUGCUCUCUAUACCGGGGUCGGCAACCUACAGCACGCAUGCAAAAGGUGACACGCGAGCCAAUUUUUGAUGACACGCGGCGGCGGGCUGAGCGCCUCAACCCACUGCCACCCCGGGGUUCCGGCUGCUGCUCCGUUGCCAGUCGGGGUCUUGACUGCCGGCUCCACUCAGCACCUACUGCUGGCCUGGGGACCCCCAAGGAACUCCAGGCUGGCAGCGGGCUGAGCAGGCCAGCAGCUGAGACCCCGGCUGGCAGGAGCCGGCAGCUGGAACGCCAGAGUGGCAGCAGGCUGAGCGAGGCUGGCAGGGGUCUGAGUGUCUCAGCCUGCUUUCGGUCUGGGGUUCUGGUUGCCGGGCCCUUGCCAGUCGGGGUCCCAGCCGCUGGCCCCGCUCAGCCUCACGCCGGCCUGGGUGAGCAGAACCCCAGGCUGGUGUAGCGGGUUGAGUGGUGGCAGCGGCUGGGAUCCCUGCUGGCAGGAGCUGGCGGCCAGAACCCCCAGACCGACAGCGGGCUGAGUGCCUCAGCCUGCUGCCGGUCUGGGGUCCCAGCCCCCGGACGCGCUCAGCGUGCUGCCAGUCUGGGUGAAUGGAACCCCAGGCUGGCAGCGGACUGAGUGGUACCAGAGGCCAGGACCUCAGACCAGCAGCAGACUGAGCCGCUAAGCCCAGAC